This is a messenger RNA of Dentiscutata erythropus, 325 nucleotides long. The record is from the annotation of a GenBank genome assembly. NCBI's taxonomy places the organism in Eukaryota, Fungi, Glomeromycota, Glomeromycetes, Diversisporales, Gigasporaceae.
AAAAAAAUCUGAAAAAUCAUAUGAUUUCGAUCAUAUUAUAAAAAUGCAAGAUUAUAAUGAGAUUGAUACUAAAGCCUUUACCUAUGCCAAAAGACGUGAAGGACAAUGCUUGGCUAAACGAAGAUGUCGAUAUAUAUUCGAAGAAUUAUUAUAUAAAAAAUUCCCACCUCGAAAACCUAAAUUUUUAGGAGGCUUACAACUUGAUGGAUAUAAUGAGGAAUUAUAUUUGGCCUUUGAAUAUAGUGGCAAUCAGCAUUAUCAAAUCGUUCCUUUUUUCCAUCCACAAGGACAAAUUAAUUUAGAUGCACAAAUUCAACACGAUUAG